CACAGCACUGCCUCCGAGCGAGGCACACUGUAAACAACCAGCGACCCACAGACACGCAGCUUUGUGCCCAACUCCAGUGAUUCAGCUCUUUACGCUCCACAAGCAACAAAUAACUAGCCCCUGGUCUCCCGCAGAAAAAAUGCUGUUCAGCUCCUGCCUGCUCUGGAAAACACUGGUUUUUAUAGGUUUAGCAGUAAUUCUUGCAGAUUUUACUGACAUCGGAGCUUUUGCCAGUCCAAGUGAAUGUGAAAGAGCAACCAUAGGUGAUGUGAACGAGAGUCUUGAGAAAUAUUCAAAAUGCCUUAAUGAAAUGAUCGCCAAGGGUGAAAAAGCUGCAAUCAAUUCCCUUGUCUGGAGACUGCAAGAAACACUUGAUCUCCUGCGCCCUGCUCAAGAGAAAUUUUGCAAGCAGCUGCCUCCAUGCCCGCUCCCACUAGCCCCUAGAAAUGGUGGGCUGGUGUGUGUCACCAUUGGCAAUGCUCAGUACUGCAAACCCAUGUGCAACGAGGGUUAUGACUUUCAAUUCCUCAGAAGAAGUAGGCUGUAUGAAGUAUGUGGCAAUGCCACCAGGUUUUCCUGGACAACACAGCUUGUUGGGGGAAAGUCACUGGCUGUUUGUAACCCCUCUGAUACGGCCAUCAGUGGAGCUAAAUCUGCCUAUUUCCCCACGAACAGCACCUGUCUGCGCACAUUAGCCUUCACUGAAACUCAGACAGAGCAGCUAAACGUCUUCCUCAAGGAGCUUGGUGAGCAAGGCAUCGACGGCUCCAAGCGUGACGAGGAGUCUGAUUGUAUCAUCUGUGGUUACUAGCACUACAAGGCUUGUGCCACAGACCAACCAGUGGUCUGCAGUUUGACAUGGUUAUUUUGAUAAGAGAGGCAGAGCAGUGAAAUCAUUGUUAAGAUGUGUAAACAUGCAGCUUUUAUUCAGUUGAAGGGCUAGAGAUCAUAGUCAUAAGUUGACCUCAUCUCUUGGGUACAGAUAUAUAGGCUAAACCUAAUCACAUAGUUCAUGGCAGAGGUGUUUCAAAGAAAGAAGAUCACUUUUAUGGCUUAAAUUCAUCUAGCUGGAAUUAAAUAAGAAUUAGAGUUGUUUAAUUGAUGCAGUCAUUAGUUAAACACAUUAAUUGUUAUCAGAAAUCAUCUUCUGUCAGGUGUGAUCUUUACUGAGAAAGGGCCAUACUUUCAGUUGCUUUUAUAGUUACCAAUUAAUCAUGAUUGUUGCUCUGACGACCAUUAAAGCAAUGCAAGUCACAAUGGUUA
Molecule: messenger RNA, 1263 nt
Organism: Grus americana (Whooping crane)
Lineage: Eukaryota; Metazoa; Chordata; Aves; Gruiformes; Gruidae
Exons: 6
Coding region: 140-811 (223 amino acids)
Source: RefSeq, a predicted model, not a curated record